Molecule: messenger RNA, 1032 nt
Organism: Notothenia coriiceps (black rockcod)
Lineage: Eukaryota; Metazoa; Chordata; Actinopteri; Perciformes; Nototheniidae
Exons: 1
Source: RefSeq, a predicted model, not a curated record
AUAGAAAGGGAACGCAUCGCCAAAGAAAGAGCUGAAAAAGAGAGGAUAGAAAGGGAACGCAUCGCCAAAGAAAGAGCUGAAAAAGAGAGGAUAGAAAGGGAACGCAUCGCCAAAGAAAGAGCUGAAAAAGAGAGGAUAGAAAGGGAACGUAUCGCAAAAGAAAAUGCCCAAAAGGAGAGGCUGGAGAAAGAACGCAUCGCUAAAGAAAGAGCUGAAAAAGAAAGACUGGAGAGGGAACGCAUCGCCAAAGAAAAGGAUAGAAUCGCCAGGGAAAAAGAGAGGGUAGAAAAAGAACUAGUAGCCAAAGAAAAGGAGAGAAUGGACAGGGAACGCAUCGCCAAGGAAAGGGCAAGACUUGCUCAGGAGAAGGAGAGUAUUGAAAGGACAAGACUGGAGAAGGAAAGGACGGAGAAAGAGAGAAUUUCAAUGGAAAAGGCGCUGAUGGAAAGGCAGAGGCUUGCUAGAGAGAACGCUGCUCGGGACAAGAUGGAGGCGGAGAGACUGGCAAAGGUAGAAGUGAGGAAACCAAACUCUUCCCAACCAAAAGCUCCAACAGCUGAGGAAAAAAGUGAGGGACCAGUAGUAAGAAAGGCAGUGGAAGGGAAAUGUGCCGUGAGUGCAAAGAAAAAAUGACCCCAAGAAUCAAGGUUUCUAUUUCGUAAAUUAAGCUAGAAGAUCGGGAGCGGGAGGGAGGGGAGGAUCGUUCCCUUUUUGAAAAAAAUAUAAACUGUACAUUUGUGUCAUCACUGAGCAGGUCAACUUUUAUAUCCUGUGCUUCUCUAGUGUAACUACCUAUGGAAAUACAACCUGCUGAUUGGUCUGAUUUCUACUCUAAUCUUUUCAGUAUUCAACAUCCUUUUGUAGAUUUGAUGAUUUUAAAUCUGGAAGAAAAUCCUGAAAUGUGUUUGGCAGAUUUCUACCCAGUUUCUAUUCCGUUGCAUGUUUGGUUGAUUUGGUUUUAUUUGGGUGAGGAUAUCAGCUAAAGCAAGCAAACCCUAUAUCUCAUGAUGCAAGCGUGAAUAUGUUUUUUUC